This is a messenger RNA of Neltuma alba, 1317 nucleotides long. RefSeq names its product DNA-directed RNA polymerases II, IV and V subunit 3. The record is from RefSeq and is a predicted model, not a curated record. Gene Ontology annotation, molecular function: protein dimerization activity; DNA binding. The coding region runs from base 80 to 1027 and encodes 315 amino acids. Gene Ontology annotation, cellular component: RNA polymerase II, core complex. Gene Ontology annotation, biological process: transcription by RNA polymerase II. Lineage: Eukaryota; Viridiplantae; Streptophyta; Magnoliopsida; Fabales; Fabaceae. The transcript has 3 exons.
CGAAACCGAGCAGAACCCUGGUUUCGGGGUUUAAGCCUGAAGGAGCCUCUUCUCCGAUCAGUGUUUCUUCACCACAGCAAUGGAGGGAGUGUCCUACGCUCGCAUGCCCAGAGUCAAAAUUAGAGAGCUCAAGGAUGACUAUGUCAAGUUUGAGCUCCGAGACACCGACGCUAGCAUCGCCAACGCCCUCCGCCGCGUCAUGAUUGCCGAGGUGCCCACAGUCGCCAUUGACCUAGUUGAGAUCGAGGUCAACUCCUCGGUCCUCAACGACGAGUUCAUCGCCCACCGCCUUGGUCUUAUCCCCCUCACCAGUGACCGUGCCAUGGCUAUGCGCUUCUCGCGUGACUGCGAUGCCUGCGACGGUGACGGCCAGUGUGAAUUCUGCUCCGUCGAGUUCCACCUCAGGGUCAAGUGCAUGACCGACGAAACCCUAGAUGUCACCAGCAAGGACCUCUAUAGCUCCGACCACACUGUGGUUCCUGUAGAUUUCAGUGACCCUGCUGGUAUGGAGGCUUCUGAGAACAGGGGGAUUAUAAUUGUGAAGUUGCGUCGAGGGCAGGAACUGAGGCUGAGAGCAAUAGCUAGGAAAGGAAUUGGCAAAGAUCAUGCGAAAUGGUCACCAGCCGCCACUGUAACUUUCAUGUACGAGCCAGAAAUUCAUAUAAAUGAAGAUCUCAUGGAGACAUUGACGCUUGAUGAGAAAAGAGAAUGGGUUGAUAGUUGUCCUACCCGUGUGUUUGAUAUUGAUCCUGUAACGCAACAGGUUAUGGUGGCUGAUCCUGAGGCAUAUACUUACGAUGAUGAGGUGAUCAAGAAAGCUGAAGCUAUGGGCAAGCCUGGGCUUGUGGAAAUCAAUGCAAGGCAAGAUUCCUUCAUAUUCGCUGUGGAAUCUACGGGUGCAAUCAAAGCUUCUCAGUUGUUAUUGAAUGCCAUUGACGUUCUUAGGCAGAAGCUAGAUGCAGUCAGGCUCUCAGACGACAAUGUGGAAACUCUUGAACAGUUUGGUGAAUUAAGUGCACAUUUGUGAGGAGGUUGAUCGGGAACAAAGGGACAUAGAUAGGAACAAAUUAAUGGUCAAAGUCAAUCGUAACUAGAUAUAUAAACAUGUUAUUGAAUAUGUUAAUGCCUGUUUUAUGAUCAGUCUGAUUAACUGAUGUCUCGUGGAUCGUCCUGCCCAAGAAUUUCUGUUUGUUGAUAUUGUUCGGCCUAGAACUUGUUUUGUGGACCAUGUAUUGAAGUGAAUAGCUGCAGCUUGUGCUGCCUUCCCUGAAAUGCUAAUUAUCUUUCGAAGACAAAGUUACCGCUUUCACGUCUGAA